UUAUCGGGCGUACUCAAGCACCUGUCCCGUGAAGUACUUGCAAGCUAGGCCACUAAUUCUUAUUUAUUUGUUUUAUACUACGCUUUACCUAGGCAACCAUUGAUCAAUGUAAUAACAAGGAUUCAUAUUUUUCAUUUAUGCAAAAAGAUAAAUAAUUUAUUCUGGAAGACAUGAUUUAUUGACAUGAAUUUUUGCGAAGAGUGUUUUGUUGGUUUUGUUUGUAAUAUUUUUUUCGUGGGAAACAGUACGGAUUGCUGUAAAUGAACAUUCUAUUUGCGUGGCCUAGUACGGGAAAAUUGUCAAACAUGGAUGGAACAUAACAAAGAGAGGUGGAAUUUUGGAAUGAAAUUUGUGAUGUAUUUUUUAGGAAUUUUCUCUUGCUUUGUUCAACUUCAACUUGUUUGCGGGCAAGUUAUUGGAAAUGGCAUGAAGAUGGACGUUAAUAAUUUCUUUCCACAUCUACUGGAGAACUCCAUGCAUGCCAUCAAUCCCAUGGCGGUCAGCUCAGGGAGGCUGACAGGAAAGGGUUGUCUAACAUCCGGGAACAAUAUUUACGGGAAUAUCCCCAUGGGAAAUCCCAUGCAAACUGGGUUUAUAGCGAAUGAACAAUGUCCGUGCCGGUAUCGUAUUAAUUCUUUGGGAUGUUACGUGUGUAACUGCAGUUCAGACUCGCCAAAAACAAAUAUCAAUAUAGCGACGCUAAAGGUUCCCGGUUUAAACCUGCAAUUCCUGGGGCAGUAUCACAAGGUUCAUACAACCAAACGACACACAGACAAUCCAGAUCCGAAAACAGCGAAAACCUCUUUAUCCACCGCGAAAAUCCAGACAAACACGAUCCUCUCAACGACCAGUUUCCCGCCAAAAGAAAAUCAAAAUGACAUCACUACGUCAACAAUCACGCUGACUUUUUAUAAUCCAACGACAGAAAAACACGAAAUAGAUGCAUCAAAAACAAAUGUUAGAACUACUAUGAUAACUCCUACCAUAGCGAAGGAGGGUCUUUAUAAAACAAAUUACAACAAAGCGGUGAACGAAUCCCCUUUUUCUGAAGAAUACAUGGCUGUCGUCGUUGGUCUAGCAACAGUUUUGUCCUUAUUUCUUGUUGUUGCUGUGAUUUUCGUCUUCAAGUGGAGAUCCACCACAAGGGAACUUAUUAGACAACAGAGUGAGUUGUAUUUCGUGGAGAAAACCAAUCGUCAAAGCUCGAUUGUUUCCGAACUUACACUCGAACUCGAACGAGAGAAAAGGUCCUCGGUGUAUUCCGUCGUGGAGGACGAUAUCGAGUCCCCCUCGCCACAAACUGACGUCCUCCUAACCCCUACUGCACCCCCGCUAACACCUGGACAAAAACAACAAACGGCAUUUCUGUAUCCAGCUGACGAUAGUCGCAAUGGCUAUCUGGAACUCAUAUGAAUGUUAAAAUGAAUUUCACAUAUAUUUAUCGUGUAUUCAGAUACUACAAUUGGUGUUCUUGUUACUUAUGAAUGAAUAAAAUCUUUUAUUCAAACA
Molecule: messenger RNA, 1509 nt
Organism: Ostrea edulis (European flat oyster)
Lineage: Eukaryota; Metazoa; Mollusca; Bivalvia; Ostreida; Ostreidae
Exons: 4
Coding region: 310-1413 (367 amino acids)
Source: RefSeq, a predicted model, not a curated record